Messenger RNA from Brugia pahangi, 1482 nucleotides. The record is from the annotation of a GenBank genome assembly. NCBI's taxonomy places the organism in Eukaryota, Metazoa, Nematoda, Chromadorea, Rhabditida, Onchocercidae.
AUGCCAGAAGCUUCAAUGGAAUUACCAAUUCCGAUUCAAACUUCAACUAAUUCUGAUAGAUCAUCAAAUAAUUCACCUAUAAAAUUCGAGCUAAGUUUCGGAUGUAAUGAUGAAGCAAUCGAUAAGAAUAACCUUUUGUACAAUGAUUACUUUCAAGAAGAACCGGAAGAAUCGUUUAAUCCGUAUGAUUUAUUAAUGCGAAUACAUUUUCCGCUCAAGAAAAGUCGAGCAUUAUCGCAAUUGGGAAAAUUUAAAAAUUACUGGGAAAAUUAUUCAUUUUAUGCAAUAUGGCGCAAAAAAUUUAUUGAAGAUCAUAGUUGUCAAGAGCAAGAUUUAUGGAAAGAGUUUUUUUUGGAAUCAAUACCUCAUUUAUUGAUCAAUUUAUUUCUAACAUUUUAUGUUGUUGGCGGCGCCAUUGUAUUUCAAUUAAUUGAUGAAAAUAUACAGCAUGAAAAAUUUUACAGUGUUAUUCAAUUUACAUUUACUACAAUUGCUACUGUUGGUUACGGUAAUAUCGUACCAACAACAGAUGCAAGUAAAUUAUUUUGCAUAUUUUACACAUUAGUUGGUGUACCUCUUCUUUUCCUCUCAUUAACAAAUAUUGGUCAAUUUAUUGCGGAAGGUUAUUGGAUUUUCCUGGCAUCAUUACAACGAACACAAUGCAUUGAUGCACCAGAUGAGCGCCGUUUACCAUUAUCAAUUGUUGUAACAUUAUUGCUAACACAUUCAGUAAUUGGUGGAUUAUUAUUUCAUUUUUGGAUUGAUCAAAUGCCUGUUAUUCCGGCAAUUUACUUUAGUUUUGUUUCAAUUACAACAAUUGGCUAUGGUGAUAUAACACCAACACCAAAUAAUGCUAUACAAACAUUAAUUAUUGUUCUUUAUCUUGCAGUUGGAAUGGUGAUAAUGUCAACAUUUGUUGCUUCACUUUAUAAUUACCUUCGAAGAUUACACUAUUUAGGACGUGAUUUUAGUGGCGCAGCUCACGUUGAAGUAUGGUUUGGUGGUACUAAAAUGUCAGUAUCCGAAUUACUUUAUAUUGUUGCAGAUGAAUUUAAUGUAUCACCAAAAAUGCUUUACGAAGUAUUACAUGAUUUGGAUGAUAUAAUUACGGAAGCAACAGAUCCAAAAAUAAAAUUAAACAUUGAAAAAAUUCAAAAUCGACGUCAGACUAGAAUUUCACGUUCAGAAAAUCGUGAACUUCGAGAAUAUCUGAAUAAUGGAAUUCGAAUGGUUGAAAUCAAAGAUUCAUUAAAUCCAUUAAAUACACAUGUAAUGAUAAAAAGUGACUCAACUAAAUGCUUAAAUAGAAUUCCAGAAGAUCAACGUGAAAACGUUAUGCAAGCUCUUGGCAUGUUUCAUCAUGUAGUAAAGACGAAAUCAAAUUUGUCAAAUAAGCGGCGCUCUUCAUCUGUUUCAACAAAAUUACAUUUUGCUAAUGCUCAUAACUUGUUGAGUCAGGGUAAUUUUAAUAUUAAUUCAUAA